AACGGAUACAAACCCGCUACCCGGCGGGGAGCCCCCCUCGCUCUUCCCGGGCCAGACGCUUUCUAUGUGGAGCCCGUGUCAAUGGACGGGCCCCGGUGCGCUGCCGCCGCUGCGUAGGCGAUCGGCGGGCUCCUAAAGGUUGACCAUGGUGGCCGCCGUCCGCUCCCUGCUGGCGCUGCUGCUGUACCAGGUGCUGCUGGGCGGCUCGGCCGGGCUCAUCCCGGAGGUGGGCCGGCGGCGCUUCAGCGACUCGGGCCGCGCCGCCCCGCAGCAGCUGCUGAGCGAGUUCGAGCUGCGCCUGCUCAACAUGCUGGGGCUGAAGCGGCGGCCGAGCCCCAGCAAGAGCGCCGUGAUCCCGCCCUACAUGCUGGACCUCUACCGCCUGCAGGCGGGCCAGCAGCUGGGCCACCCCGCCCUGGGCCGCCAGCUGGAGAGAGCCGCCAGCCGCGCCAACACGGUCAGGAGCUUCCACCACGAAGAAGCUUGGGAAGAGCUGCCAGAAGCAAGUGGGAAAACAGCACGGCGUUUCUUCUUUAAUUUAACUUCCAUCCCUAACGAGGAGUUUCUCACCUCGGCUGAACUUCAGAUUUUUCGGGAGCAGGUGCAGGAAACCUUUGAGAACAAUAGUAGCUACCAUCACCGUAUUAAUAUUUAUGAAAUUAUAAAGCCAGCCACAGCCACUUCUAAGGACCCUGCCGCGAGACUUUUGGACACCAGGUUGGUGCAUCAGAAUGCAAGUAAAUGGGAAAGCUUUGAUGUAACACCAGCUGUAAUGAGGUGGAUUGCACAUAGACAGCCUAAUAAUGGGUUUAUAGUAGAGGUGGUUCACUUGGACAAUGAGAGCAGUGUUUCCAAGAGGCACGUUAGGAUUAGCAGGUCUUUGCAUCAGGAUGAAGAUAGCUGGUCUCAAUUCCGGCCGUUGUUAGUAACUUUCGGCCAUGAUGGCAAGGGACACCCUCUCCAUAAAAGAGAGAAACGCCAAGCAAAACACAAACAGCGCAAACGCCACAAAUCCAGUUGCAAAAGACAUCCUUUGUACGUGGACUUCAAUGAUGUGGGGUGGAAUGACUGGAUUGUUGCCCCACCAGGAUAUGGUGCCUUUUACUGCCAUGGGGAAUGCCCUUUUCCAUUGGCAGAUCACCUAAACACAACAAACCAUGCCAUUGUUCAGACUUUGGUCAAUUCCGUGAAUUCCAAAAUCCCUAAGGCUUGCUGUGUUCCAACAGAACUGAGUGCUAUUUCCAUGCUCUACCUUGACGAGAACGAAAAAGUUGUAUUAAAGAACUAUCAAGAUAUGGUUGUGGAGGGUUGUGGGUGCCGCUAACACAGCAAAAUAUAUUAGACAAAUACAAAAAAAGCUGACACUUUAAUAUUUCCCAAUGAAGACUUUAUUUAUGUAAUGAAAUGGAAAGAAAAAAAAAUACAACUAUUUUGAAAAUAUAUUUAUGUCCACAAAAAAAGUUGGGAAAACAAAUAUUUUAAUCAGAGAAUUAUUCCUUUUAAAGAUUUUAAAUGUAUUUUAGUUGUACAUUUUAUAUGGGUUUAAUCCCAGCACAUGAAGUAUAAUGGUCAGAAUCUUAUUUUGUAUUUAUUUACUAUUAUAACCACUUUUUAGAAGAAUAGCUAAUUUGUAUUUAUAUGUAAUCAAAAGGAGAAAAUAUAGGGUUUGUACAUAAUUUUCCAAAAUUGUAGCUGUUUUAAUUGUGUGUAUUUAAAUUGAAAAGAAUACAUGGAAGGUUACUAUGGCAAAGUGCGUAGCACAUUUGCUUUCUGCUGUGCUACUGUUAAGGUCACAAGUUCAAGUCCAGAAAAAAGUGGAUAAUCCACUCUGCUGACUUUCAAGAUUAUUCUAUUGUACAAUUCUCAGGAAUGCUGCAGGGUGGGCUGUCCAAUCCAUGAGAACUGGCAUCCUCCUUAGGUGGAACAUUUGGAUAAGAACCAGACAUUAUUGAUCUAGUAUAAAUACUGCUAUUCCCAACUAAUUUGCAGAGUGAAUAUAAGCAGGGCCAAUAGAAAUCUUAGACCUACAGAAAAGUUGAAUGUUUGUCAUCCUUCUCCUCUCAUUUAAAUCCUUAUCCUGGCCAAAUAUUAAAUAAUAAAAUAUGAUGAUUUCUUUUCUUUUUUUGUGUGGUGAUAUAUGCUAAAAAAGGAACAAUUUUAUUUCUACUGGCCCUUGUCUCUAACAGUUGGGAAUACAAUUUAUUUUUUUUUUCUUACCUCAAAUGAGAGCUCAUUUUAUGCGGAAUGCUCUAGAGAACGAAUCUUCAAACUUUACCCUAAGUACAGAAAACUAUUGUUAGCUAUGGGCGCUAUCUACUUUCAGCUGCUGGUUUUGCUGACUCUCGGAGUAGUUUUGUCUUUCUUUCCGGGGUCUUGUGUUUGGAAAGAAUUUUCCCGCCAAAUGUUAAACCGAUUUCAGAUAAUAAAUAAUAGAGCUCUGACAUUUCAUUCUGCAAAGUCCCAUCUGUAAGAGCAAAUGGUUCAUUCACAAAGAUAAGCUGUUUUCUGGGUUUUCUUGCUUCUUAAAGUCUUCAUUUUAUAUAUAUAUAUAUAUAUAUAUAUAUAUAUAUAUAUAAAUAAUAUUUUUAAAAGGGCAAAAACAUGAUUUGCAGUUGGCAAGCAAGGCGUUAAUCGCAGCUCAUACUUACUGAACAUUUACAAGACUGUUGGUGUGGUAGUUUGCGAGUAAUUUGUAGAAGAUGGGAAGAGGAUACAGAGGCUGGGUUCCUUGUUGCAUUGGAAGCCUUGCCAAAUAUUAGACUAAAAAGUACCUGAGAUUGGCUUCUUGCUGAUGUACUGUAAAUUGGACUGAAGCCAAGUGCAGAAUGAAGUCAAAUUAGCCUAUGGGUGGUAAGUUUGUUCUUACAUUCAGAACUCUUAGCUCUUAAAAGCUGUAGAAUUGGCCACAGAAUAAUGAUUGUGAUUAUAUCCUCCAGGAACUUUGAAAGUUGCUUUUCUGUUUUUAAAUCUAAUCAACCAAAACCUUUGCCAGAAGGUGGCAUUUCAAAGCCAAGAGGGCAAGUCUCCAUCCAUGGACCUUUUAGGCCAGCUUCUGAAAUAGUAUCAGAUGCAAGCCAUGUCACUAACUUGCUUAACGUGUGGGGUUGCUGGGUUGUGGGUUUUUUUAACUAUUAAUAAAAACCAGUAUACUACAAUGGAUGUACUCACUGGGCGCAUGGGUCAAAAGCCUUCUAAAUAGACUAUAUCUUUAAGACCGGUUAAAGAAUAAUUCCUUUCUUUGCCCCAAAUAAAUCUGCAAAUGCAAUUGUUAGAGGGGACAGGAGAGAAAAACUAGAAUAAUUACUGAUUGGAUGUCGCCA
Chelonia mydas (Green sea turtle) is the source of this 3320-nucleotide messenger RNA. It is a transcript of the gene BMP2, whose product is annotated as bone morphogenetic protein 2. The coding region runs from base 146 to 1324 and encodes 392 amino acids. Lineage: Eukaryota; Metazoa; Chordata; Testudines; Cheloniidae. The record is from RefSeq and is a predicted model, not a curated record. Gene Ontology annotation, cellular component: extracellular region. Gene Ontology annotation, molecular function: growth factor activity; BMP receptor binding; cytokine activity. Gene Ontology annotation, biological process: BMP signaling pathway; SMAD protein signal transduction; negative regulation of transcription by RNA polymerase II. The transcript has 3 exons.